Molecule: messenger RNA, 1296 nt
Organism: Belonocnema kinseyi
Lineage: Eukaryota; Metazoa; Arthropoda; Insecta; Hymenoptera; Cynipidae
Exons: 1
Coding region: 1-1296 (431 amino acids)
Biological process (GO): DNA integration
Molecular function (GO): nucleic acid binding
Source: RefSeq, a predicted model, not a curated record
AUGCUUGAAUCGAAAAAACGAAUGGAAGGGCGAUUAGUUUCACUCUCUCCUAUUUUGGAUUCGGAAGGUGUACUCAGGGUUGGCGGUAGAUUAAGAAAUUCCGAUCUCAAUUAUGGUCAAAAACAUCCGAUUUUAUUACCACAGAAUCAUAAUGUCACAGCACUUAUCAUACGCGAUCAACACUUGAAACUACUGCACCUUGGCUCUCAAGCGACGCUUAAUGCUACGCGAAACAAUUACUGGAUUAUAAAUGGAAAAACAACGGUAAAAAAGGUAAUCCGAAAAUGCUUCAUUUGUUGCCGUGCUAAUCCGUUAGUUCCCACUUACGUGAUGGGGGAUCUUCCGAAAAAUCGGACUAUUUUUAAAAGGGCUUUCCUUCAUACAGGGGUCGAUUACUGCGGUCCUUUUUAUAUAAAGGAAAAGAAAUUCCGAAAUCGAAUCAAACUUAAAAUCCACGUCGCUAUUUUUGUAUGUUUCGCGACUAAAGCGGUACACAUAGAAGUGGUCAGUGACUUGACCACUGAAGCUUUUCUAGCAUGGCUGAGUCGAUUCUUUUCUAGACGCGGAAAGAGCGCGGACCUUUACUCCGAUAACGGUACUAAUUUGGUGGGCGCAAAAAACAAAAUCGAUAGUAUUUGUAACUUUUUGAACUCUGAAGAACACAAUGAUACCAUGUCUCGAGUCCUCGCUAAUCAUCGCAUUAAUUGGCAUUGCAUCCCCCCACGUUCACCCCACUUUGGAGGACUAUGGGAGGCUGCGGUGAAAUCCUUUAAGCGCCACUGGAUUCGCGUUAUCGGAGAAAGGGUUCUAACCUACGAAGAGUUUAUAACGCUUGCAACUGAGGUAGAGGCUAUCCUGAAUUCACGUCCCUUGACCUCCAUACCCUCUGAUCCUAACGAUUUGACAGCUCUAACUCCAGGUCACUUUUUGAUAGGUGACUCUAUAAUAGGUGUACCCGAGCACGACCUGAAGGGCUUGCCGUCGGGACGACUCUCGUCCUGGCAACAAGUCCAACAGAUGAAGCAACACUUUUGGACUCGGUGGAACAAAGAAUAUCUUCACGAGUUGACUGUGCGGAAAAAGUGGCAUAAGGGUGCCACGACUGACAUCAAGAUAGGUAAUAUUGUAACGAUCCGAGAUGACAAUCAGCCUCCCAUGCAUUGGAUGCUUGGCCGUGUUAUCGCCGUAUAUCCGGAAGAAGAUGGAGUUGUCCGCGUAGUCACUCUCAAAACCGAAAACGGCGAAUGUAAGCGUAGCGUAAAAAACUUAUCACCUCUGCCGAUUGACAACAAUUAG